Messenger RNA from Asparagus officinalis (garden asparagus), 1863 nucleotides. RefSeq names its product transcription termination factor MTERF8, chloroplastic-like. The coding region runs from base 137 to 1285 and encodes 382 amino acids. Gene Ontology annotation, biological process: chloroplast organization; regulation of DNA-templated transcription. Lineage: Eukaryota; Viridiplantae; Streptophyta; Magnoliopsida; Asparagales; Asparagaceae. Gene Ontology annotation, molecular function: double-stranded DNA binding. Gene Ontology annotation, cellular component: chloroplast. The record is from RefSeq and is a predicted model, not a curated record. The transcript has 2 exons.
GAGGGGGAGGGUUUCGUUAGUAAUUGUGAAAUCCAGCAGUGAAGAGGUAAGGAUUCAAAGACUUCUCUUUGGAGCUUGAAAAUCUCUUGCAUUCAUAUUUAUAGAUAUCUUCAAUUUACUUUGAUGCUUUAAAAAUAUGAUUUUGUUUCUUAAGAAGAGCCUCUCUCUUGCUCCUUCAUCCUGUUCAGUUCCCAAAAAUUCCACCUUUUACCUUCAAUUCUUUUCCUCAUCCUCUGCACACGAAAACCCAGAACCCAAAUCCAAUCCCAUUGCAGAUUACUUGAUGACUUCAUGUGGGUUCUCAUCACAAAAGGCUGCCAACACCAGCAAACACCUCACCCACCGCAGAUUUCCUGCGAAUCCUGAUUCGGUCAGGCAUUUCUUCAAACACAAUGGCUUCACUGAGGCCAACAUCAAAUCUCUAAUCUCCAAUAACCCUGCCAUCCUCUGGGCUGAUGUGGGCAAGACCCUGGUCCCCAAUCUCCAGGCGUUUUGCAGUUUGGUUAAUUUCUCUGACUCCGAGCUUCGGAGGUUUAUUGUCCCAAACUCUAGAGUUCUCACUAACCCCCAUGCAUUUGCUCGACUUGAGUUCUGGAAAACAUUUCUGAACAAUGACAUGAAGAAACUCCUGUUGGUCUUUGCAAGGAACCGGAGUCUAAUUGGUCGGGACAUUGAUAAGAGUAUUGCCCCAAAGAUUGCUCUUUUGAAGAGUUAUGGGCUCUCCUCGAUGGAUAUUAGCAUGCUCUUCAGUAGAGGGUCUGGACUCAUUAUGAGAAAUACUGCUUCUUUUGAGACGUCAAUAAAGAAAGUUGAGGAAUUGGGAUUUCCACGUGGGUCUCCAAUGUUUGUGCAUGGAUUAGCAACUGUUGGAAGUACCACAACUAAUUUGUUGAGGAUGAAGAUUGAAAUUUUCAAGUCCUUCGGUUGGUCGGAGAGCAUGUUUUUCGCUGCAAUCAAGAAAUUUCCUAACAUUGUUCUUCUCUCUGAGCAAAACAUUAGGGAAAAGAUGGAGUUUUUGCUGGAGAGGAUAGGCUACACUCAGGAUUACAUUGCAUCUCGCCCAACUAUUUUGGGGUACAGUUUAGAGAAAAGGUUGAAGCCACGGCAUCAAGUAUGGGAAGUUCUAAAGUCAGAUGAGUUGGUUGGUAGAGAUUGGGAGUUCUAUUCUCUCAUACCGCUUAGUCAUAAGGAGUUCUUUAAGAAGAUCGUUCUCCGGUAUAAGGAUCUGGUGCCAAACCUUUAUCAGACUUAUAUUUCUUGUUGUGCCAGCCAAAUUUUAUCUUAACUUCAGAAUAUAAAUCGGUUCUUGGCUGUAGGAACAAAAAGAAGUUUUUCUUUGUAUAACGUAGCAGGGUUUUAAGCACAAAGCGCGUGUAUUGUUCCCAAAUAUUGAUCUUUAGAAGGAUUAUGGCCUCUCUGAAGUCGAUAUUGGAGUAGUGAUAGCUAGAACUAGUUCAGUCUUUAAAAUGGACACAUCAUCUUUGGAAGCUUGUCUGAAGAGUGUUCAGGAAUUAGGAUCCCCGUGUGGAUCUCUAACGUUUGUGCACGGGCUAAGGACACUUUUCUUUUAUCUAAUCUGAAAGGUUCAAUUCAAAGAUGGCAAUUUUCUUGAGAUAUGGGCGGUCAGAAAGGGAUUCUUUUGCUGCAUUGCUGGAAGUCUACAUGCUUAGUCUCUUUACCGAGAGAGAACAUUUGAAAAAAGAUGGCAUUAUUGGUGGGAAGAGUGGGAUGAUCACCGUCCUACACUGCUUCCCACCCUGUGAUACUAAUUUUAUGCUUGCACAGAGGUUAAUGCCUCAGUAUUAUGUAAUGAAUAUCUUAAGUUCGAAGAAGUUACUCAAUGAAAGAAUUUUUAUAAUGUUA